Molecule: messenger RNA, 386 nt
Organism: Melanaphis sacchari
Lineage: Eukaryota; Metazoa; Arthropoda; Insecta; Hemiptera; Aphididae
Product: chromobox protein homolog 3-like
Exons: 2
Coding region: 1-366 (121 amino acids)
Cellular component (GO): nucleus
Source: RefSeq, a predicted model, not a curated record
AUGAUUGGUGAGCGAGUACCGAUAACCGGUAGCGAGAAGGAGUAUGCGCUGUUGUUAAUAACUGGGUGUUCGUGUCUAAUACGUAAUAGUGCUGUCACUGAGAAACGUCAUACGGGCUCUCUCAUCAUGGAUAACAAAGCAAUACCCAAGAAAAAUGGAAAAUUCUGCUUAAAUGGGUUUAGUGUUGGAUUAACACCCGAAAAAAUAAUCAGCAUGAAACAAUUAAAAAACAGUGAACGUUUCUUCUUAAUACAAUGGAAAGAAACUAACGAUACAACAUAUGUGAAUGCUAAUAUAGCAAACAAAUAUUGCCCACAACUAGUAAUAAAUUUUUAUGAAGAAUUUUCUCUUUGGAAAGAUGAUUAAAUGUUUUAUAAAGUUAUUUU